Molecule: messenger RNA, 1716 nt
Organism: Penicillium alfredii
Lineage: Eukaryota; Fungi; Ascomycota; Eurotiomycetes; Eurotiales; Aspergillaceae
Exons: 4
Coding region: 1-1716 (571 amino acids)
Source: RefSeq, a predicted model, not a curated record
AUGCUGGGAUGGCUCUCACGCUGUCUGCCUGGGUUCAGCAUCAUCGCAUUGAUUCUGAUGCUGGUGCUGGCCUUCUCCGAUGUUCUUAACUCGCCGCAAUGGAGAAGUCUGCUCCCUCCUUCCCCCAAGAAGUCACCGUCUAAUAGCAUCCGGGCCGAAUUGAGUGCGCCACAGCAAGUGUUUGUGUUUUAUGUCGUCUUCGUCCACAUCCACAUGUUUGCCUUUACCGUUCGUCUGGCCUGGUCGAUCUUCCGAGUCACCAAGGAAACCCGAGCCGCCAUCCAGCGUCGUGUCUGGCAGACGCCGGAGGCAUCGCCCACCCUGGAUCAUGGGGAGUUUCUGGACAGCUCGCCAUGUUCAUCCUCGCAGUCCCUUCCUGACCCGUCAAUAGUCAAGAUAAACGGUAUAACUGUCCAGGAGAUCUGCGACCCUGAACUCAUCCAUGCAAUCAUUCUUCCCAAUUAUGGUGAGGAUCUGCACACCCUGGAGACGACGCUGAGGGUGCUUGCGAGCCAUCCGAGGGCCCAUUCGCAAUAUGAAGUGUAUCUGGCGAUGGAGCAGAAAGAAGAUGCUGCUGCCGACAAGGCUGCCCGGCUGGUCUCCGCAUUCGAGAAGUCCUUUCUUCGAGUUCGAACAACGUUUCAUCCGUCUGGAAUACCAGGAGAAAUCGCUGGGAAAAGCUCCAAUGUAGCCUUCGCUGCGCGACGCAUUGUUCAGAUUCAUCGCACGGAGUUACAAACCGAGUCUUGUAAUGUGAUGGUGACGGUCAUGGACGCCGACACACACUUGUCGCGCGAUUACUUCACGGAAAUCCGGCGCCUGCACUAUUUACACAUCACCGAAGGAGACCGGUCGAUCUAUUGUUGCCCGAUCAUCUUCGACCGCAAUUCCCACGAAAGCCCGAUUUUGGUCCGGUGUGCCGACUUGCUCUGGGGUGUAUUCCUUGCCACUGUCUCUGGCAGAGAAAGUUGGGGGUGGGACAGCGACCCCACCGCCAUCGGCGAGGAUAUGCACAUGCUGCUCAAGUGUUACUUUGAGACGGCAGGUAACGUCAUCUCUCGCGUGGUCUAUAUCCCAGCUAGCCAGUGCAAUGUGUCCAGUGAUCGGGGUCGGGGCUGGCGGCGGACCCUCGACACCUGCAGCGCGCGGUACCGGCAGGCGCUGAGACACAUGUGGGGGGCAUUGGAUUCAGGAUUUGCAGCGCGGCGAACAGUCGGCUAUCUUCGCUUCCACCAGCGCUGCCUGUUCCUGCGUCCGCGGCACUUUGCCCUCUUGCAUCUGCUCUGGGAGGCUCACUUCAUGCCAUCUCAUUUGACGAUUCUGAUGGUGUUCUCGGUGAUAUACACCCUCUGGACCCCGGUCACAACGAUGCACCCAGCACUAGCAUGGGCCUUCUCGUUUACCAACCUGUUACGCACUCUGGGUUUCCUCGGAAUGAAUGUUUGUCUGGUUCUGUAUGAGCGCUGGCAUACGCUCUGUCUGAACUCAAGGAUGCAAGACAUGCGGGAGGCCAACCUCUCCGACACGGGCUGCGCUCAGCGAGUAUGGUACCAGCCACAGUACCUCCUGGAUCGGAUCUGCUUCCCUAUUGCAGGUACUAUCUUCGGGGCUGUGCCAACUCUCCACGCGGUGUUUUCUCAUUUCUGGACAGACCGGCUGGUGUAUCGAGUGAGUAAGAAGCCGAAUUUCAGCCUGGAGGCGCUGGGAGUGGUGUGA